AUGAUCAGACAGACCAGUUGGGCCGAGAAGUGCAACCUGAAACCAGUCGACCGAUUCGAAGGUGAGAUGCCAAUACGAAUUAAAGGGUCUGACGGAAUACCUUACGAACAUGUACCUGAUAUCAAAGAACCUUUCAAGCGCUACGGGCUACCCUCCAACCACAAGAACAAGAAAUUUGAACGACCCAGUCGCCCCUAUGCUUCAUCCAACCAAGCUCCAGAUCCCACAGAAACCUUCACUUAUUCGCCUUGGGAGUGCUCACAAGAGGAGCGUGAUCGAUGGAAAGUUGAUGAUCGGACGGAAGAGGAAGAUCAGUUCAUCACACAAUCCAAAGUCGAGCGGGUUCGUUUGGAUGUAGAGGUCGAAUGGAUCUUUGAAUUCAGCAUUGAGAUGAAGGAAUUCAUGUGGUUAGAACAACUCCAGAGGGAUCACGACGUCGUCGCCCAAGUAGAGGCAGUUAGAGCUUUGAAGACUAUACCUUCAAAGGUUGUCUCCAGUCACUUGUGUCGAGUAGCUCCCGUCUUGGAAUACAUCUUUCACAUGCGUAAUGAGGCCGUAUUAGCCCUGGACUCCUGCGCAACCUGUCGGUGUGGCGUUCUAGGUCUAUUCCAUCUCCUCAAACUCUUCCAAUCACGCUACUGUUAUCCUCCCCGAGUCGAACCUGACAGUCCGUGGCACAUCAGACCCAUUCCCAAGCCCAACCAAUUCGACAGUGCGAGAUCAGAACAACAACUCUCUGCCAUCAGUUCCUUCUUGAUCAGCUGGUCUAUACUUGGACAACACAUGCGAGAGAAGAGUACGACUCGUGAUCAACGACCUCGAAAGAUGCUUCAUGGCUGA
This is a messenger RNA of Puccinia graminis f. sp. tritici CRL 75-36-700-3, 840 nucleotides long. RefSeq lists its product as uncharacterized. Gene Ontology annotation, cellular component: transcription factor TFIID complex. The record is from RefSeq and is a predicted model, not a curated record. Gene Ontology annotation, biological process: transcription initiation at RNA polymerase II promoter. Gene Ontology annotation, molecular function: transcription cis-regulatory region binding; chromatin binding; RNA polymerase II general transcription initiation factor activity. The coding region runs from base 1 to 840 and encodes 279 amino acids. The transcript is spliced from 3 exons. NCBI's taxonomy places the organism in Eukaryota, Fungi, Basidiomycota, Pucciniomycetes, Pucciniales, Pucciniaceae.